AUGAAGCAGCUGACUGCUAAUGAAGUUCGUUCGACAUUCAUCGAGUUUUUCAAACAAAAGAAGGCACACACCUACGUUCAUUCAUCGUCGGUAAUUCCACAUGAUGACCCAACGCUUCUGUUCGCAAAUGCGGGAAUGAACCAGUUCAAACCACUAUUCCUCGGCAUUGCUGAUCCCAACAGUGAUCUGGCCAAAUUGAAACGUGCAGUCAACACCCAGAAAUGCAUACGUGCUGGUGGAAAGCAUAACGAUUUGGACGACGUUGGAAAGGAUGUCUAUCAUCAUACAUUCUUCGAAAUGCUUGGGAAUUGGUCAUUCGGAGAUUAUUUCAAGAAGGAGGUCAUCACCUGGGCUUGGGAGCUUUUGACGGAAGUCUACGAGAUUCCAGCUGAUCGCCUUUAUGUUUCGUACUUUGGUGGAGAUACGAAGAGUGGUAUCCCAGCAGACGAGGAGGCAAGAAGCAUAUGGCUCAGUCUAGGGCUGCCAGACAAUCGAAUACUCCCAUUUGGAAUGAAGGACAACUUCUGGGAAAUGGGUGAUGUUGGACCGUGUGGGCCUUGCUCGGAAAUCCAUUUUGAUCGGAUCGGUGGUCGUGAUGCUUCUCAUCUGGUCAACGCAGACGACCCGAUGGUUGUUGAGAUCUGGAAUCUGGUCUUUAUACAGUUCAAUAGAGAAGAAAGCGGUGAUCUCCGUCCUCUCCCUGCAAAACAUAUCGAUUGCGGACUUGGUUUGGAGCGAUUGAUUGCUGUUAUACAAGAAAAGACAUCUAAUUAUGACACUGACAUGUUCCAACCUAUCUUCAAAGCCAUCCAAGAAGGAACCGGAACACGGCCUUAUACCGGUAAAGUGGGAGCCGAUGAUGUUGACGGCAUUGAUAUGGCUUACCGUGUUGUGGCUGACCACAUUCGAACCCUGACAAUUGCACUGUCCGAUGGAGGUCGUCCUGACAAUACUGGGAGAGGAUACGUAUUGCGCCGUGUCCUUCGGAGAGGUGUUCGUUAUGCAACGGAGAAGCUCAAUGCUCAACCUGAGUUCUUCGCUUCUUUAGUACCGGUUGUGAUAGAGAUUUUAGGUGAUACAUUCCCGGAGCUACGCCGUGAUCCCGAAACAGUUCGUGAUAUUAUAAAUGAUGAGGAGCAGCAGUUCUUAAAAACUUUAGUCCGUGGCCGAAGACUAUUCCAACGCGCCGUGGCAGGGCUAGGAACUGAUGAGAAGACGUUCCCUGGUGAUGUGGCCUGGCGUUUAUACGAUACCUAUGGAUUUCCUGCUGACCUCACUCAACUGAUGGCAGAAGAGAAAGGGCUGACCGUCGAUCAAAAGGCUUUCGAGGACUGCAGGAAGAAGGCAGUGGAGUUAUCAGCUGCUGGAGCUGGGAAGUUCCGUGACACGUUAGACCUGAACGUCCAUGCCAUUGCUGAGCUCCAAAAGCAAUGUAUACCAACGACAGACGAUUCGUUCAAGUACAGGUACAAGGCUGAUGGACCUAAGGAUGGAACUGCCAAAUACACUUUCGAAACUUGUACCGGCAAGAUUCUUGCCAUCCGUCAUGACGGUAAAUUCGUCGACUCCAUAGAAGCCGGUGUUGAGGGUGCAUUGAUAUUGGAUAAAACGAAUUUCUAUGCCGAGCAAGGUGGACAAAUCUAUGACACGGGAGUCUUGACUGCUACGGCUGAUGAGGGAACGGAAUUCAUCGUCACAAACUGUCAAGUUCGUGGCGGAUAUGUAGUCCUCGUUGGUUCAACGAAUGGUGUGCUGAGAGUAGGAGACAGUGUAGAGCAAAUGUUCGAUGGAGAACGCCGUGCACUUAUUAUGAAAAAUCACACUGCAACCCACGUGCUGAAUCACGCUCUUCGUUGUGUGUUGACUGAUUCCGAUCAAAAGGGAUCAUUGGUAGCUCCGGACCGGCUUCGAUUUGAUUUCACCAACAAACAGGCGAUGACAGUCAAGCAGGUGAAAGAAGCUGAGGAAAUUGUGCAAUCAAUCAUAAACACCCGAGAACCAGUUUACGCAAAAGAAGCUCCGCUACCUCAGGCCCGUGAAAUAUCCGGAUUGAGAGCAAUGUUCGAUGAGAAUUAUCCUGAUCCAGUUAGAGUGGUAUGCGUUGGAGUACCAGUAGAAGAACUUCUGGCAAAUCCGAAAAGUGGUGCCGGUUUGAAGACAACGGUGGAAUUCUGUGGAGGAACACAUCUCCACAACGUCGGACAUAUCGGACAUAUGGUAAUCUCAUCCGAGGAAGCCAUUGCCAAAGGAAUUCGACGGAUUGUAGCUUUGUCGGGACCAGAAGCUGAAAGAGCUAUUCAUCGAGCAGAUAGACUGGCAGCGAGGGUUAAGGCCAUAUCAGAAGAGAUCUCGGCAAAUAAAAACAUAGCCAUGGACUCUGAAAAGUUCAAGGCAAAAUCCAAACAAGUCCAGGAGCUGAUUGAUGAAGUUAAUGCUGCACAGUUACCAUACUGGCGCAAGGAUGAGAUCCGAGAUCAAGGAAAAGCUGCUCAGAGAACGUUAGAUGGUUACAAGAAGCAAGCUGAUGCAGCUGUUGCUGACAAAAUUCUUUCCGAAGCCAAAGAACUUGCUCAGAACAGUAACGAAGACGUAGUCGUACACGUAUUUGCUCCUGGAGCCAGCAGUAAGGCGCUUGACAAUGCUUUGAAACAACUGAAAAGCACAAAAGCUGUUAUGGGAUUCUCUGUCAAUGAGGAUAGUGGAAAAGUGCUUGUACUGGCUAAGGUGGACAAAUCUCUUGUGGAUGGUGGCUUGAAAGCGAAUCUUUGGGUAAACGAGGUGUGCACGGUUCUCGGCGGUCGAGGUGGAGGAAAAGAUGCCAAUGCCCAGGCAACUUGUGAAAAUGUCGACCGAUUAGACGAAGCAGUUGAACUGGCAUUGAAAUUUGCUCAAACCACGAUCGCAUAA
Messenger RNA from Haemonchus placei, 2907 nucleotides. The record is from the annotation of a GenBank genome assembly. NCBI's taxonomy places the organism in Eukaryota, Metazoa, Nematoda, Chromadorea, Rhabditida, Trichostrongylidae.